This is a messenger RNA of Aegilops tauschii subsp. strangulata, 1856 nucleotides long. Lineage: Eukaryota; Viridiplantae; Streptophyta; Magnoliopsida; Poales; Poaceae. The record is from RefSeq and is a predicted model, not a curated record.
CAAACCCCAACAAAUUGCAGAAACUCCACUGCAACUCCCAAACAUUGGUCCGCCAUGUCCUCCUGCAUCUCCUCCUCCUAUCACCACUGCGCCCGCCGCCUCCCCGCCCCGACGGCCCGGGUGCACCUCGCCGCAGCUAACUCGUGCGUGUCCCCUUACCACAGACGCGUCGGUUCCCUGAGGGCAAUGAGAGCCAAGGCGCCGUCGAGCGCGGCGCCGGUGUGGGAUAGGAAGGCCGCGGCGGUGCAGGCGGAGAUGGUAGAGGAGGCGGCCAUGUCGUGUGCCAUGCACGGACUCGUCGUCGGCGACCGCGGCAACCCGAGAUCUGGAACAGUCCCAGGUGUUGGUUUGGUUCAUGCUCCAUUUUCACUACUUCCAACACGUUUUCCAGCAUCUUUUUGGAAGCAAGCAUGCGAACUGACUCGUAUUUUCAAUGAGCUUGUGGAUCGUGUGAGCUUGGAUGGGAAGUUCUUGCAAGGUUCUUUGUCUAGAACAAAGAAGGUUGAAGAUUUCACUGCUUGGUUGUUAGAAAUUCAUGCAAAGAUGAUGGCAGUAAACAAGAAAGAGGACCUUAAUCAAUAUAGUGAAGUCUUAGGUCUUGAUUCUGAAAGGAUUCCUCGGAACUGGGCAGCCAGUCAAUUUGCUGAAGCAUUGGGCAAAGCAUGGGUUGAGUAUAAUAAUGAAAGCGCUGUAGUUACGAUGGUUGUUCAAGCUGAAGAAAGAAAUAUGUAUGAUCAGUACUGGCUCAUCAAUCAUUUGAAAGAAUCAUAUCCUUUUGUUAUGUACUAUCUUUUCCCUUUCGCUGCGAACCUCAUAACACAUGGUGUGAUGAUCAUUAGGAAAACUUUGGCACAGGUGGAGGCCGAAGGACUAGUGCUUCCGGAUGGAACACUUGUGGUAGAUGGACGACCUGUUGUUGUUGUGUAUUUCAGAGCUGGGUAUGCACUGACUGAUUACCCUUCAGAAGUGGAACGGAUUGCAAGGCUUUUCAUUGAACAAUCAUCUGCUAUUAAGUGCCCUUCAAUAUCCUACCAUUUAGUCGGAACCAAAAAGAUCCAGCAAGAGCUAGCAAAACCUAGUGUUCUUGAAAGAUUCCUUGACAACAAGGAAGACAUUGCCAAGCUACGUAAAUGCUUCGCAGGGUUAUGGAGCUUGGACAAUGAUGAAAUAGUGAAAUCAGCAAGAAAACCUGACUCGUUUGUCCUGAAACCUCAACGAGAAGGUGGAGGGAACAACUUGUAUGGUCAUGAUUUGUGAGAAACACUGAUCAGACUAAAGAACGAACAGGGAGAGGUGCUUGCGGCCUACAUUUUGAUGCAGCGGAUUUUUCCGAGAGCUUCUUUUACUCAGCUUGUCCAGGGCGGUGUCUGCUCUGAGGACCUUUCAAUCUCCGAGCUUGGAAUAUUUGGAUCCUACCUGCGGAACAAAGAUAAGGUAGUCAUUAAUAGCCAAUGUGGUUACUUGAUGCGCACUAAAGUUUCUUCAUCAAACGAAGGUGGAGUUGCUGCAGGAUUUGCAGUUCUGGACAGCAUUCUCCUCACAGAUGAGUGAGAUAGGAAGGUGGCGGGGUUACAACUUACAAGUCACUAGUGACAGCACACACCGGAUGAGGAACUGAACUCACAGACAGAUGGAUGAAUGUUGGAACUCUCAUAUCCGGAUUCAGUCCCUUCCGUCUGCAGGCAUAGGAACAGAUAAUGCAUGUGCAGCUUUCGCUGUGCAAAAUAUAUGAGAUGGAACAGGCCUUGGAAAGGUCGGACAGAUUAGUCAUGUUCAUGUAUAUUUUGUAGUAAUACCAAGUGGGAAUUAGGUCUGGGGACAAAUCAUCAUAAUUGUUUGGAAAACUCUUGUUUCAA